This is a messenger RNA of Alligator sinensis (Chinese alligator), 1154 nucleotides long. RefSeq names its product phospholipid phosphatase 1 (gene PLPP1). Gene Ontology annotation, biological process: signal transduction; phospholipid dephosphorylation; phospholipid metabolic process. The transcript is spliced from 7 exons. Bases 1 to 879 code for a protein of 292 amino acids. Lineage: Eukaryota; Metazoa; Chordata; Crocodylia; Alligatoridae. The record is from RefSeq and is a predicted model, not a curated record. Gene Ontology annotation, molecular function: phosphatidate phosphatase activity.
AUGUCUCAGAGCACCUCACUCCCACAGCUGCUGCUAAAGUCAGUGAGGAGCAUAGCCCGACAGAGUGGAGAGCUGUGUGCAGCUGCUGGCUUACCUUUUGCAAUUCUCACUUCGAGGCAUACCCCCUUCCAGAGAGGCGUUUUCUGUAAUGAUGAAUCCAUCCAGUAUCCUAUCAAAGAGGACACCAUUUCUUAUCAGUUGUUAGCAGGAAUAAUUGUUCCUCUCGAUAUAAUUGUUAUAAUCAUAGGAGAAGCCCUGUCUGUCUAUUAUAACCAUUUGCACUCAAAUUCGUUUGUCAGAAAUAACUACAUAGCCACUAUUUACAAAGCCAUUGGGACAUUCAUUUUUGGUGCGGCUGCUAGCCAAUCACUGACGGACAUUGCCAAGUAUUCCAUUGGUAGAUUGCGGCCUCACUUCCUGGCUGUAUGCCAACCUGAUUGGACACAAAUCAACUGCAGUCUAGGUUACAUUGAAAACUUCCCAUGCCAAGGAGACAAAGCAAAAGUAAAUGAAGGCAGACUGUCAUUUUACUCUGGGCAUUCUUCAUUCUCUAUGUACUGCAUGCUGUUCCUAGCACUUUAUCUUCAAGCCAGAAUGAAAGGAGACUGGGCAAGACUGCUGCGUCCUACAGUGCAAUUUGGCCUUGUUGCGGCAUCUAUCUACGUGGGUCUCUCACGUGUCUCUGACUAUAAACAUCAUUGGAGUGAUGUGUUGACUGGACUCAUUCAAGGAGCAGUAAUAGCUAUACUUGUUGUUGCAUACGUAUCAGACUUCUUCAAAGUGAGGGGCUGUACAUUUAAACCCAAAGAAGAUUCGCAUACAACUCUACAUGAGACACCAACAAAUGGAAAUCACUAUGGCAGCAAUCACCAACCGUGAAGGAUUGAGAGUCCCACCCUGUGACAUCCUGCUUUUUUGAGGGGAAAAUGAUUUCAUGAGUCUCCCUGACCUAUGUAAUAUAAAUUAAAUGCCUUUAAGGGACUGCUGCUGCUCUUGGAUGCUCAAUUUACUUGUAUAUAGUAACAUUUAACACCAUUAUGUAUAUCUAAUGCUUUAAAAAUUUUAAAUUUUUACUGGUUCAAGGUCUUGCUUAAAAAGCUAAUCAAACUGUAAAUUUUUAUUAAAAUAAUGUGGUAACACUUACAUUACAUAAA